UUCUGAGCACUCUAUUGAUUUCAAACAGAAUAGUGAGUGUAAAGAGCAGAUGGGACCUAAUUGUGCUUCGAGAAUCAAACUGGAACCUUGGCUAGUUCAUGGGAACAUGGUUAGGUCUCACCUGCUGUGUGUGCAGUAGUAAAAUGGUCUUUAACUAUGAGAAAAGGACAAUGAGAAAGGGACUGGGUCAGACCAGUGGUCCAUGUAGUGUAGCAUUCUGGCCCUGGCAGUGGCCAGCACUAGCUGCUGCUUCAGGAGAAAGGGCAAGAAAUCCUGCGGUGGGUGUUAUAAGAUAACCUGAUCUCAGGGAAACUUUCUUCCUAACCCCCAUUCUUCAGAGGGCAGCUUAUGUCCUGAAACAUGGGGGUUUCUAUCCCUUCCCAACUGUGUUUUGGUUCUUUGAUGCCUUACUUACAACUUGGGCUAGUCUUGUUAUCUGGAGCGGGAUACAGACCUUUCCUGACCAAUGUGCUGCCAGCAGGUCCCUCUAACUGCACUGAUGGGAUGGACAGGGACUGUCCAUGCACCUGCCCCCCGGGAGCUGGGAUCUCUUGGUGGGAGGGCAGCCUCAUUAGCAACCAGUUCACAGCAGCCAGGAGCUACGGUGACAAGAUGUCCUAAUUUUUGGGUCUUUUUCUUAUAUAGGCUCCUAUUACCCCCAUCCCCAUUUUUCAUAUUUGCUGUCUGGUCACGGUACCAGGAACAGAAGGACGGGGGGCUGUAUAUCUAAACUGUCCCUCCUCUCAGCGCGUUUACAGUCCAAGACCCUGUGCUUUGCCCUGCUCUUUGCACCCCCGGGGCCUCUUCCCCGGCCCUGCGCUUUGCAGCCCAAGCAGCCGCCUCGCUCCCUGCAGCCCGCGCGCGCGCACAGUGCCUUUAAGAGCCCGCGCGCCUGCGCCCUCCACCUCCUCCUUUUUCCUAGCAACCGCCGCUGGGGAGACCCUGGUAACGGUGCACGGGGAAAGGGGAGAAAGAGAGGAGGGAGGUCACGUGCUGCCGCGCGGCCGGAGAGCGGGCGCGAGCGUGCGCGAGCCGGUGUAGCCCUAGUAGCGGCGGCGGCAGCUUGAGAAGGGGGAGGGAAGGAGGGAGAAGCGGGCGGGAUUAUUAUGGGCUGUGGGUGCUGCUGCUGAGCAAGAUGGAGCUGUCUGCAGUGGGGGAGCGAGUGUUCGCGGCCGAGUCCAUCAUCAAGCGGCGGAUCCGAAAGGGGCGCAUCGAGUACCUGGUGAAGUGGAAAGGCUGGGCCAUCAAGUACAGCACUUGGGAACCUGAAGAGAACAUCCUGGACUCUCGUCUUAUUGCAGCCUUUGAGCAGAAGGAACGAGAGCGUGAGCUGUAUGGGCCCAAGAAGAGAGGACCCAAGCCUAAAACUUUCCUCCUGAAGGCUCGGGCCCAGGCGGAGGCCCUUCACAUUGGGGAUGUACACUUUUCUGUCAAGCCUGGCUCUAGCACCUCAUCGCCCAAGCUGCACUCCAGCGCCGCAGUACACCGGCUCAAGAAAGACAUCCGGCGAUGCCAUCGCAUGUCCCGGCGCCCCUUGCCCCGCCCAGACCCCCAGAACAGCGGGGGUGUGGGUGGGGGGGCUGGCAUACGUCCUCCAGUCUCGCCCUUCUCUGAGACUGUCCGUAUCAUCAACCGCAAGGUGAAGCCUCGUGAGCCCAAACGCAGCCGCAUCAUCCUCAACCUCAAGGUUAUUGACAAGGGUGGAAAGGCCGCGAGUGGAGGAGGGGGCUUGGCCCGGCCAAAGAUCCCCUCACGAAACCGUGUCAUUGGCAAGAGUAAGAAGUUCAGCGAGAGCAUCCUCCGCACCCAGAUCCGCCACAUGAAGUUCGGCACCUUCUCACUGUACAACAAGCCGUCCGCUGCACCAGCCACAUCCCUGGAGGGCAAGAUGGAGGCAGGGGGCUCACAAGGUGCCUCCUGCGGGCUGAUCAUAGGCUCUACCCCUUACGAUGCCCGCAGCUCCAGCUCAUCAGGCUGCCCCUCUCCUACUCCUCAUUCUUCCUCCGACCCAGACGAUUCUCCCCCAAAGCUGCUUCCCGAGACCCUGAGCCCUGCCAUCCCUGACUGGCGAGAGUCGGAGGUCCUGGACCUUUCGAUCCCACCAGAAUCAGCGGCCACCAGCAAGCGCUCUCCCCCUGGGGGAUGUGCUGGGGGCCAGACACCCUCAUCAUCCCUUUCCUCUUCUGACCCAGAGCAGGAGGCUGGCGACUGGCGCCCCGAGAUGUCCCCCUGCUCCAACGUGGUGGUCACGGAUGUCACCAGCAAUCUCCUGACCGUCACCAUCAAGGAGUUCUGCAACGCAGAGGAUUUCGAGAAGGUUGCAGCGGGUGGAGGAGGCAGCAAGUAAUUUCCACGUUUAAAAACAAAACAGCAGCAAAUACAAACGAAGAACAAAGAUAGAGCCAAGCCUCUGCCCAAAAACACAAGAAACUGGACUGCUGCUCUCAGAGGCAGGGGACACGGACAGACACACUGAUGUUCUCCUCUGGAGCCAUCCAUUCACCUGGAAUCCCAAUAUGACUGUGGCAACAAGUGACAUGCUAACUACCUGGACAAACCUGACGGCUGUUCUUGAUACUGGUUCAUACAUAGUUCUUGGACUUCAAAAUCUAUUGUAACUAGAAGAAGAGGAGUUGGAAGCCUCGUGUCCUUUUUCUACUAAAAGCAAAACAACAAUCCCAGCAUUAUGAUGUGGAAAUGCCCAACUCCUGCCUCCUAUUUAAAAUGCUUAAUGAGAGGCAUAUUGAAAACCCAUCUGGAUGUGGGGCAAGGCAAGUCUAUUAUCAUGUUUCCCCUCCCUUUGUCUUCAGUGCUCGCUGCAAUUUGGCCUAGAAGAGCCUGUGAGCACCAGAUCUGACCACUAAGGCCUGGUCUACAUUACAUGGUUGGGUCAGCACAAGGCAGCUUACAUCAACUUAGUUGUGGAUGUGUCUACACUUUUAAAUUUUGUUCCCGCUGAUAUAAAUGCCCUGGUACAGCAACUUAACACCACCACCUCCCUGAGUAGUGGAUAGUCAAGGUUGAUGUAAUUAGGUUGACGCAGUGUCAGUGUAGAUACUGUGUUACUUAUGUCAACUGUUACUGGCCUCCAGGAACUGGCCGACAAUACCCCACAGUGAUCACUCUUGUCACCGUUGUGAACUCUGCUUCCCAGGGGCUAGGUGGACAGGAAACUGUUGCUCCUUUUUAAAGCCCCACAAAUUUUUGAAAUUUCUUUUCUCGGUUGCCCGGCUUGGCAGACACCUAGCAACACUCCAUUGUUAUGUGCAACUGCCCAUAGACAGGAGACAGAAGGUUUUGUACUUCCUGGGUUUGUGGGGAGAAGAGGCAGUGCAGGCACAGCUCCGAUCCAGCUGUAGAAAUGUUGACAUCUAUGAGCAGAUUGGGCCAUGCAGGAGAAGGGCUAGAAGAGGGACCAGCAGCAAUGCUGCAUGAAAGCCAAGGAGCUGUGGCAGGCGUACCAGAAGGCAAGGGAGGCCAUCAGUCUGGUGCGGAGGUGCAUCCUUGGGAGAGACCCCACACCCGAGAGCCCUGUGAAUACUUUGGAGGACCCAGGUCACAGGCCCCUGCCAUGAACAGCGAAGAGGAGUAUGGGGGACAAGCAACCAGGGGAUCCAGCUGCACAGUGAGCCAGGAUAUGUUUUUGACUCCAGCACAGUCCAGCCAGUUCUCACAGUCAAAGAGUGAGCCUGGUGCAGGGGCAGGAACCUCUGGUAAGGAUGCAGUUUGUUUUGAAAUUACAGAGAUGGAACCCCCAAACUAGCAGGACACAUCUGUUGAUUUACUCUUUUAUUUAUGCUCAAAGAGAUAAUGAAACAAUCAAGAGACGUAGAGUUGCUAUCCACUUCUCAUCCCCCUCUAGAAUUAGGCAGAAGGGACCAUGCAGAGCAGUUUGUUUAUACUCUUCAAGAUGUCUUGUGAAUCCUCCACAGAGCUUGUGAUGAAACUCUGAUGGAGGCACUCUGCAAUCCUCUGCCGAAGGUUUCUGGGGAGUGCUGCCUUAUUUCUUCCGCCACCGUAGAACACUUCCACACCACUCAGUGAUAACUGCAACAGGCACCAUUGCAGUACCUAGGCUAAUAGCAUAUGUGCCCAGGUGGCAUCAGGAUGCCAGCAGUAGCUGUUCUCUCUGCUUCUUUUACCCUCAGAAGUGAGAUACUUGCUAAAAUCACCCCUGCCAGUGGACAACAGUGCCACUAUUCAGUUCUAUUACCCUAUACAACUAUAUUAAUAGCUGUGAGCUAUCCACCUUCAUUUCCCCAAUCAUCCCCACAGGCCAUAUACUCACCAUAGCUGGUGCUGUAACAGACGCAAUGUUGUAUCAAGCCCAAGGAGAAGUGAGAAUGCAGUGCUCACAACUUUUGGGGAUCAAGAGGAGUGAGUCCAGUAUCCUAAGGUUUGAUUUCUGUUGUGAAUACACUGACAAUGGCACCCCUGUGUGUUUGCAGCUGCUGUUGGUGUGGCCUUUACGGUCUCCCCCUCCACACCCACAACGCCUGAGCCAGAUAAGGAGGAGAAAGGAGAGGACUCAGGAUCAUAUGUUCUAGGAGAUGUAAGUCUAUGCUGCAUCCGAGGAUGACCCUUGCAAACAGCUUGGGGAAGGAAGGAAUGGAGAGGAGAGGGAGAUGCACCAGAGCAUAAUGGUGCUUCUGAGGCAGCAAACGGACCUGCAGGUCUACCAGAGUCUGCAGGAUCUAAGAAUCCCAAGCUUACCUCUCUGCAGCCCAUAAACAACUCAAUGUUGAGACCUCCUUACACCGCCCCUCUACAUUCCACAUGGCAUCAAGGACCACUGCACUGCCCCUACCAAUCCAAUCCGGGGGACGUUAAAGACAAUCACAGCUGCACAUUCACUGACCUGUGAAAGACACGGUUGGUGUGUGCGCACCUGAAAUAUAAAAUGACGGUUCUUUCCCCUUUGUAAAUUGUUCCUUUAAUUUAUCAAGUUUUAUAAAGUUCUAAAUGUUUAAUACUUUGCCUGGUUCAUGUUACAGAAUAAAAUUCUAUUUUUUGAAACAUAA
Gopherus evgoodei (Goodes thornscrub tortoise) is the source of this 5021-nucleotide messenger RNA. It is a transcript of the gene CBX6, whose product is annotated as chromobox 6. The record is from RefSeq and is a predicted model, not a curated record. The transcript is spliced from 6 exons. Bases 1136 to 2347 code for a protein of 403 amino acids. NCBI's taxonomy places the organism in Eukaryota, Metazoa, Chordata, Testudines, Testudinidae.